GAUUUGUAUUCCCUUUAGGAGUGGCUCUUGAGAAAGGUUUAUGUCGUCUUUACAAUAAGAUGACAUAUCCACCCCUGGUUGCCCUGUUUUCAUUGGUUGGGACUAGAUUGUUGUCUUUGUUCCCACUGUGUGCGUGGAUAGAGGUGGACGCCGGUGGACAAAUUGAGCGUCCCCAGGAUGGAGGGAACUCGGCGGGGUUUAGGACCCGGCGGAACGCGCGGUACAAUAGAGCCGUUGUGCCGUGGUGGUGGAGGAGGACAGAUCGCAGCUCUGGAGAUUCCCAGUCAGGGGGACACACAAAAACCAUCAUUGAACCCGCAGCCAGGAGCAGAGACCCAGUUUGCAGACUGUGUGUGUGUGUGCGCGGGUGGACGUGGCGGAACCGAAGCGGACAGCAGCGCGUGUACCGGAGGAAGGGAGUUGAGCAGUUAAGGGUUUAUUUUCUAUCAGAGGAAACCACUAGCAUGCUUUUCAACUUGAAAUUUAUGGAUGUUACAGGAUGAAACGUCUCAGGUCCUCAAGCAGCAGCGACAGUUCUGACAAUGAGAGUCCCUCAACCUCCUUCUGCUCGUCCAACAAGUAUGGCGGCAAACCUGAAACCCCCGCCUCCAACCCGAAGAAACCGGCUGAAGUGUUCAGAAAAGACCUGAUCAGUGCCAUGAAGCUGCCAGACUCGCACCAUGUGACCCCAGAGGACUACUACCUGCUGGCAGACACCUGGAAGCAGGAGUGGGAGAAGGGAGUCCAGGUCCCUGCAAGUCCAGACACCAUCCCAGAGCCGUGUGUCAGGAUUGUUGUGGAGAAGCCCAAGGAAGUCCUGUACACCCACCAGAGGAAGUACAUCCAGUGCUCUUGUCAGGAGUCAACUGAACCAGGUUAUGUCAACAUCAAGGAGCUGGCAGAGGCCAUGUGUCGCUACGAUCUGGAUGACAUGGACCUUCACUGGCUGCACGCACUCAACCGAGAGCUUGACCGCAUGGGGGAGGAACCCAUAGAUGAGCUGACGAUGGAGCGCACCCUGGAAGCCCUGGAGAGGCAGUGCCAUGGCAACAUGAAGCACGCCAUCGAGACAGUGGAGGGUCUGGGGAUCGAGUACGACGAGGACGUUAUCUGCGACGUGUGCCGCUCCCCGGACAGCGAAGAGGGGAAUGACAUGGUGUUCUGUGACAAGUGCAACAUCUGUGUGCACCAGGCCUGUUACGGCAUCGUCAAAGUGCCCGUUGGAAACUGGCUGUGUAGGACGUGCGUCCUCGGCAUCGACCCGCAGUGCCUUCUGUGUCCCCAGAAGGGCGGUGCCAUGAAGGCAACACGUGCCGGCACCAAGUGGGCCCAUGUGAGCUGUGCCCUGUGGAUACCAGAGGUGAGCAUCGCGUGUCCUGAGAGGAUGGAGCCCAUCACCAAAGUCUCCCACAUCCCACCCAGCCGCUGGUCUCUCAUCUGCAGUCUGUGUAAACUGAAGACCGGUGCAUGUAUCCAGUGCUCUGUAAAGAACUGCACCACUCCUUUCCAUGUGACAUGUGCCUUCGAGCACAGCCUGGAGAUGAAGACCAUCUUGGACGAAGGGGAUGAGGUCAAGUUCAAGUCUUUCUGCCUCAAGCACAGCAAAUGCAAACCUGGGGAGGCCAGCCUGAGCCCGGCACGCUCCAAACCCCCCAUAGAGGUGGUGAAGGUGGGCCAGCGGGCGCAGAGACUACAUGAGCUGGAGGAGGAGUUUUACAGUCUGAUCCAGCCGGACGAGCUGGCGCGGGCCCUCGGGCUCUCUCAGCGCUUGGUGGACUUCAUCUACCAUUACUGGAAACUGAAGAGGAAAGGGAGCUUUAACAAAGCUCUGCUGCCCCCUAAAGAGGAGGAGGAGAACCUGGUGCUGCAGCCUCAGGAGGACAGCAUCCACACACGCAUGCGGAUGUUCAUGCACUUGCGACAGGAUUUAGAGAGGGUGAGGAAUCUGUGUUACAUGGUGAGUCGGCGGGAGAAGCUGAAGCUGCUGCAGAGUAAAUCCCAAGAGCAGAUGUUUAACUUGCAUCUGCAGCUAAUGAACCAGGAGCAGUCUGCUGGCCUUCCUGCUUCAUUCCCAGUGGAGAGUACACUGUUCCGUCCUCCUCCGCGGAUUACUCUAAAGCUAAAAAUGCCCAAAGCUUCAAAUCUUGGAAAUGGUCAUUGCAGUUCCAAAUCUGGUAAUGGGCCAUUGUGUCCGGACAAUAGGGGUAAUGUUUCAGAAUACACAGGUGAGGGGCUUGGUCAGGGUAAACCUCAAAUGCACGGCCGUGUCCGGCGAGACGAGCGAUCCAACGGCCGACUGGCUUCCUCGAGCCACUCCAUUAACCCAACGCUGCCUGUUAAACCAACCGGCAAACCGCUAUCCCUACACGCUGCACUCCACGGCCACUCGUCCAACAGCAACGGCAAGCUGGAGCAAGACCGAGCAAAGUCUAACGGCCGCCUAGAGAAGUUUGCGGCCCAGAGGGACAGCUCCUGCCAGACUCCCAUUCACCAGGACGCCUCAAACGACAAGAGCAGCUUUCGUAAGUCUGCCAUAGAGCACUUCGGCAGGUCAUUCAAAGAGGCAACCAUUAACCUGGUACGGACCACAGAGGACCUGAGGGCCUCUGACAAACUGUCCCGCAAAGCGUCUUCCAAGGAGCGACUGUGGGCUAAACCCGUGUCUGAACACAAGGUGAAAAGCGGGCGAUCAUACCAGGACAGUGACGGAUACUGUCCCGACCUGGAGCUCAGUGACUCAGAGCCAGAGGCCAAAGGGCGGCACCAACGGCAGGUGGACACUCCAAGGGAAGGGGUCAGUCGGGGGAAACAGUCGCUGGGCUCCCGGCACCCCAUGCAAAGGUGACAGCUGUGUUUUCUUUCUUUUUUUUGUUAUUGUUGUAGUUUUUUUACUCUUCUCACUGCCACCGAUGUCUCCCGACCCUCUGGCAGACUUCCUAAGUGCCAGGCUGCCUCUCUGAACACAUUUCAAUCAGGGACCAGACCAAGACCCAGCGCUCACGUUGCUGUUCGCUCGAACCAGAAGAUGUUUGACGGGUGUUGUCGUUGAUAGCGGCCCAGUAGAGUUCACCGAGAGCGUAGCUGUUACAGUGUUGAUUUAACAGGAACAAAUCUGUCUUCUGAGAUUAUCAUGCUUGCCUUUUGUUUGUGGCCAGCAUCACAUUUUGUAUUAAACAGCCCUGUUCCCCUGUACACAGGCUCAAUCUGCCUUUGACUAAAACUGUUGUACAUAUGUUGUUCAAAUUGGGAUGUAAAUGUUGUGUUACUGAAACACAUGUUCCACUUAAUUGAUCCUUCACUGUCACUGUGGCCAGAUAUUAAAACUGAAACGGCUAAUGGGAAUCCUGUAGAGAACUCCAGCAUCUACUCCACCUGUUUCCAUUGUUUUCCUCAAAGGUGACUGACAUGGUGGUCUUUACAAUCGUUAAAUAGUGGAGUCAUGUGAUUCUUAAACAUGAAUGCCUUUUGUGUAGGAUUACACUUUCCCACAGUGAGAACCUUCAGUUUUUGCAGGUGGUAAAACAAUCAGGUUCUUGCCUAUAAGGGAGAAAAUGCCAGAAAAUAUAACUGCAUCCAUCGGGAAUGACUUGAAACUGGAUGAAUAAAGGCAAAGACUGAGUACAGCUCUUUCCUUAGAUGGUAACAUGAUCAGCCUUUAUCACAACUGUAUUAUUUUUAUUGAAAAUUGAGGAGCUUGCCAAAUAUGAACCAAUUUUUAAUACAAAAAACUUUAUUUUAUUUAAUAAAAAAAAGCUGAACGUCUCUAAA
Pleuronectes platessa (European plaice) is the source of this 3768-nucleotide messenger RNA. RefSeq names its product jade family PHD finger 3 (gene jade3). Lineage: Eukaryota; Metazoa; Chordata; Actinopteri; Pleuronectiformes; Pleuronectidae. Gene Ontology annotation, cellular component: histone acetyltransferase complex. Gene Ontology annotation, biological process: regulation of transcription by RNA polymerase II. Bases 500 to 2845 code for a protein of 781 amino acids. The transcript is spliced from 12 exons. The record is from RefSeq and is a predicted model, not a curated record.